CAGGAAUGCAAAAUGUGCAGGUAAACUGAGUCACGCAGCUUGUUCACAGAAAUAUUUCCAUGUUCUCUCGCUUCUCCCCAGACUCCUGCUGCCAGGAAGGGGCAUACCUGGGUUAGAGCUCAGCCGUCCUCCAGCAGAGCCCUUCUGCUACGGGUGCCAGGUCCUGACCCAGUAGGUUCCCCCCACCCAGCGGAUCUGGAGAGAUGCAGCGACUCCGGGAGGACGUCACUUGCUCCAUCUGCCUGGAUGUCUUGAAUGACCCCGUCUCCAUCGAGUGUGGCCACAACUUCUGCCGGGAAUGCCUCGCGGCUCACUGGAUCGGGGUCUCGGCCUGGGGGUCCCAGUGCCCUGAGUGCCGGGCUCCCUGUUCCAGGGACAGGAUGAUCCCAGACACGCGGCUGAGAGCCCUGGUGGAGAAAAUCACAGCACCCCUGCGGGAAGAGAUGGAGCCACAGGGGCCGGGGGCUCAGCCAGAGCCGGGGAGCCCGGUGCAGCUGGUGCGUCUGGACGAGGAAGGGGACCUGAUCCUGGACGAGGAGGCCCUGAGCCGCUGCCUGGAGCAGGGUGGGGUGGGGGACGCUCCCGUCUGCCUGGUGUCCAUCAUCGGGGAGCAGCGCCGGGGCAAAUCCUUCCUGAUGAACUGCGUGCUGCGCCGGCUCCAGAGACAGGCCUAUGUUGCCAGGUGUCCAGUUUUCGGUCAAAAAGGCAACCUGGCAGCCUCCAGUCAGAACAGCUGACUGGACACUAAAAGUCCGGUUGGUCACAGUAACCGGCCUCUGCCACUGGGGGCCGGGAAGAGCAGCAGCUCCGGGGACGGCUGUAGCCACAUGGAGGAGCUGCUCUGCUCAGCUGCUG
Mauremys mutica (yellowpond turtle) is the source of this 855-nucleotide messenger RNA. RefSeq names its product RING finger protein 112-like. The record is from RefSeq and is a predicted model, not a curated record. Lineage: Eukaryota; Metazoa; Chordata; Testudines; Geoemydidae. Bases 204 to 737 code for a protein of 177 amino acids. The transcript has 3 exons. Gene Ontology annotation, molecular function: GTPase activity; GTP binding.